AUGAUCGCCAUAACCACUAACACAGACCUGAUGAACAACACAGAUCUAAUUUUAAUAUGCAUAUUGGGAAUUGAUUGUGGAAAAACUCCUACUGCAACACGUAAAACAUCAACAACUACAACAACUUCAACAACUACAACAACACCAGCUCCAACAACAACACGCACAACGCCAACAACAACUAGUACAACAACAACGAGCACAACUACAACAAGCACAACAACUACCAGUACAACGACGACAUCAACAUCUACAACAACGACAACAACGACAACAACGACGCCAGCUCCCAAACCAAUUUGUGCAUGUUUAGAUUGUGAAAAACCUAUAUGUACCUUUAAUAGUGUCAAAGAAAUGCAAAAUUGGAAUAAAAAUCAUCCUAAAUGCAAAUGUAAGAAAAUGCAUAUAGAGUGUGCUCCAAACAAUGCUGCAUGA
This is a messenger RNA of Condylostylus longicornis, 435 nucleotides long. Its product is annotated as integumentary mucin C.1-like. The coding region runs from base 1 to 435 and encodes 144 amino acids. The transcript has 3 exons. Lineage: Eukaryota; Metazoa; Arthropoda; Insecta; Diptera; Dolichopodidae. The record is from RefSeq and is a predicted model, not a curated record.